AUGGGCAACGAGGACGAAGUAACGUCUCCUGUGCCUCCGCCGGUAGAGGAUCAGCUUGAGCGCGAAAUAUCAACAAGCAGCUCCGAAGGUCCGGCGUUCGAGCCAAUCCGAACACGAAAGACGAGGGACGUAGACGAUUACCGCUUCGAUGAUGGAGACGAGGCCACCCGCGAUGAGCUGGCAAAAAUUGCCUCCAUCCUGUCUGGAGCGCGGUCGCGCACAAAAUCCUAUACGAGCGAUGGUCUUCAAAGACAGGACACUGUCGCCGGCAUGGCGAUAGAGUCUCCUGAAUUCGAUCCCAACAACCCAGCCUUCAACUUUUAUCUCUGGAUCCGGAAGUUUCUUCAACUGCUCGAGGAGCAGAACAUCAAGCCACAACGAUCUGGCUUCACCUUCAAGAAUCUCAAUAUCUCUGGGAAAGGCUCGGCACUGGUACUCCAGAACACUGUUGGUUCCAUCUUCACGCAGCCGUUCCGCAUCCGAGAGCUCUUCAGCCAUCCCGAGGAGAAACAAAUCCUCCGCAACUUCAAUGGACAUGUCAACAGUGGAGAAUUGCUAAUCGUCUUAGGCCGGCCGGGAAGCGGCUGUUCCACAUUUCUCAAAAGCAUCUGUGGUGAGCUUCAGGGUUUGGCACUUUCAAAGGACUCAAAGAUCACAUACUCUGGCAUACCACAGGAUCUGUUUGUGAAGGAGUUUAGGGGCGAAGCCAUCUACAACCAGGAGAACGAAAAGCAUUUCCCUCAUCUUACUGUGGGAGAGACCCUCAACUUUGCUGCUGCGUGCAAAACACCAUCCAACAGAAUCCUUGAUGCCCCCCGGGAUGAGUGGGCAAAAUAUAUGGCAUCUGUCAUGAUGAACAUAUUCGGUCUAUCACAUACCCGGAAUACCAAAGUGGGAGAUGACUUUGUUCGUGGUGUCAGCGGCGGAGAGCGCAAGCGUGUCAGUAUCGCUGAAAUGGCCCUAGCCGGUUCGCCAAUUGCGGCAUGGGACAACUCUACCCGUGGUCUCGAUUCGCAGACGGCGCUUGAGUUCGUCCGCUCGCUCAGAAUUGCAGCGGACUUCGGUGGCCUCACUUCGCUCAUCGCCAUCUACCAAGCCUCGCAAGCCAUAUACGACCUAUGCGACAAAGCAAUUGUUCUGUAUGAAGGCAGACAGAUCUACUUCGGGCCUUGCGACGAGGCUCGGGCGUAUUUCGAAGAUAUGGGUUGGUAUUGUCCGCCCAGGCAGACUACCGGCGACUUUUUGACCUCUGUCACCAACCCUAGAGAGAGACAACCACGACAGGGUUUCGAAAACAAGGUGCCUCGGUCCGCCGAAGAGUUCGAGAAAUACUGGCUGGAAAGCUCUCAGUUCAAAGCCGCUCAAGAAGAGAUAGACCAUGCCGAUCAAGAGGAGGGCAGUGGUGAAAAGGCGCUGGAAGCGUUCAGGGACUCGCAUCACCGGCAGCAGGCUGAACACGUCCGCCCAAAAUCGCCCUAUGUGAUCAGCAUUCCCAUGCAAAUUCGCGUCUGCGUUACCCGAGCAUAUCAAAGGCUCUGGAACGACAAAGCAUCCACCAUUGCCGUCGUCUUCAGCCAGAUCGUACAAGCUCUGAUCAUUGGCUCCAUCUUCUUCGGGACCCCAGUUUCUACCGGCAGUUUCUUCGCAAAGGGCUCUGUUCUGUUCUUUGCAGUCCUGCUCAGUGCUUUGCAGUCGAUUGUCGAGAUCAACACCCUCUACGCCCAAAGACCGAUUGUCGCCAAACACAAGUCAUAUGCCUUUUACCACCCAUUCACUGAAGCAGUCGCGGGCAUUGUGGCCGACCUCCCGAUCAAGUUUUGCACGACUACGGUCUUCAACAUCAUCUUGUACUUCCUGGCCGGGCUGCGGUAUGAAGCGUCGAACUUUUUCAUCUUCUUCCUGUUCAACUUCAUGGCCAUGUUAACCAUGUCAGCCAUCUUCCGGAGCACCGCGGCGGUCACGAAGACCAUAUCUGCUGCUCUGGCAAUCGCCGGCGUGAUGGUACUUUGGAUCGUGAUCUACACUGGAUUUACGCUACAGCGGUCAUACAUGCAUCCUUGGUUUGAAUGGUCCUCAUGGGUCAAUCCCGUGGCGUACGCUUUCGAGGCCCUUCUGGUCAAUGAAGUCCACGGGCGCGAAUUUCCAUGUGCCUCGACGAGCUUGGUGCCGCCUUACGGCACAGGUUCUAACUUCCAAUGUGCUGUCGCCGGAGCUGUAGCUGGUCAGACUACUGUCUCAGGUGACCGGUGGGUUAAUUCUUCUUAUGGGUACUCCUACAGCCAUAUUUGGCGCAACCUGGGCUUCCUGUUCGCCUUUAUGAUCUUCUUCUUCGCGAUCUACUUCGUCGCCACUGAGAUCAACUCCGACACAACGUCCACAGCUGAAUUCUUGGUUUUCCGACGAGGCCAUGUCCCAGCAUACCUCCAGCAAGGCAGGAAAGACGAAGAGCGACCGCAAACCAACGAGAAAAGCAUCAGCUCAGACGACCCAGUCGAGGAGAAGCAAGCCGAAGAGGUCAAGGCGCUACCUGCACAGAAGGACAUCUUUACCUGGCGCAAUGUGACACUCGACAUCAAAAUUAAGGGCGAACCUCGGAGACUACUCGACGGCAUUUCUGGAUGGGUCAAACCAGGCACAUUGACGGCGCUGAUGGGGACAUCAGGUGCCGGCAAGACUACUCUGCUUGAUGCCCUGGCGCAGAGAACUAAUAUUGGUGUCUUGACAGGUGAUAUGUUAGUGAACGGCAAGCCUCUUGAUCCGUCUUUUCAGCGCAAGACCGGCUACGUGCAGCAACAAGAUCUCCAUCUGGAAACGACGACCGUCAGAGAGGCUCUUCGCUUCUCAGCUUACCUCCGGCAGCCAAAAUCUGUUCCACGGCAAGAAAAGGACGAGUUUGUCGAAGAAGUCAUCAAAAUGCUCAGCAUGGAAGAUUUUGCGGAAGCUAUCGUUGGCAAUCCGGGCGAAGGCCUCAAUGUUGAACAGCGCAAGCUGCUUACUAUUGGCGUUGAACUUGCAGCAAAACCGGCGCUUCUCAUCUUCCUCGACGAGCCCACUUCAGGUCUUGACUCCCAGAGCUCAUGGUCGAUUGUCGCAUUCCUCCGGAAACUCGCAGAUUCUGGCCAAGCAAUCCUGUGUACCAUUCACCAACCGUCGGCCAUACUCUUCCAGUCGUUUGACAGAUUGCUUUUUCUGAUGAGAGGCGGUAAGACCAUAUACUUUGGCGACAUCGGGCAGAACUCACGGACCCUGCUCGACUAUUUCGAGAUGAACGGUGCUGCUCGAUGUCCCGAUGAAGCCAACCCUGCCGAGUAUAUGCUCGACAUUUGCGGCAAGAAAGCAGACCGCGACUGGAGUGAGGUCUGGAAGGCGUCGCCAGAAGCCAAAGAGGUGCAGGCAGAGCUGGACCGGAUCCACGAAACGAAGAGAUCAGAGCCUGCGGCGGACAGUUCCAACCCGUCGGAGUUUGCCAUGCCCUUGACCUCGCAGAUGUACUAUGUCACCCAGCGAGUAUUCCAGCAAUAUUGGAGGACGCCAUCGUAUAUCAGUGGAAAAUUUCUCCUGGGCAUCAUGUCGGCAUUGUUCAUCGGUUUCUCGUUCUACAAGCAGAAUUCCACCUCAACCGGGCUGCAGAACACCAUCUUUGGCAUCUUCAUGCUGGUCACCAUCUUCUCUACACUCGUCCAGCAGAUCAUGCCCCGGUUCGUAAUCCAACGCUCUCUGUACGAGGUGCGCGAACGGCCCUCCAAAGCCUACUCGUGGGUCGCCUUCCUCGUCGCCAACAUCUCCGUCGAGAUUCCGUACCAAAUCGUCCUGGCCAUCCUGAUGUGGGUGUCCUGGUACUUUGCCAUCUUCGGCAAGAACCAAGACAACGAGACCAGGGCCCUCAUGCUGCUGUUCGUCAUCCAGUUCCUGGUGUUCACUUCGACCUUUGCGCACAUGAUCAUCGCGGCAAUGCCCGACGCCGAAACGGCCGGCAAUAUCGCAACCCUGCUCUUCAGCAUGAUGCUCACGUUCAACGGCGUUUUGCAAAGCCCGACAGCACUACCUGGGUUUUGGAUUUUCAUGUACCGCGUCUCCCCCAUGACAUACCUGGUCGCCGGGUGGGCCUCGACAGGCUUGCGUGGCCGGAGGGUCCAAUGCGCAGACAACGAGCUCGCCAACUUCGAUCCCCCUUCAGGCCAGACCUGCGGAGCGUACCUCGCGAGGUAUCUCCAAGGUGGAGCCCCCGGCCAAUUGUACAACCCGGCGGCGACGAGUCAAUGCCAGUACUGCCCGCUCACGUCGGCGGAUCAAUUCCUCGCGGGAAGCAACAUUUACGCGAGCGACAGGUGGCGCAACUUUGGGAUCGGCUUUGCCUACAUCAUUUUCAAUAUCUUCGCCUGCAUCACGCUAUAUUACCUGUUCCGCGUCCGACGAGUCAGCCUCUCGAACUUGGCCAAAGGCCCAGCCAGGGCGGUGGAUCUCGUGGUCACGGGCCUGAGGAGGAUGUUUGCCCGACAUGGUGAGCCGACGCCGAGGGGACGAGAAGCCGAGAACAACAAGGCUUAUUAA
Messenger RNA from Cladophialophora carrionii CBS 160.54, 4551 nucleotides. RefSeq lists its product as uncharacterized. Bases 1 to 4551 code for a protein of 1516 amino acids. Gene Ontology annotation, molecular function: ABC-type transporter activity; ATP binding; ATP hydrolysis activity. The transcript is spliced from 10 exons. Gene Ontology annotation, cellular component: membrane. NCBI's taxonomy places the organism in Eukaryota, Fungi, Ascomycota, Eurotiomycetes, Chaetothyriales, Herpotrichiellaceae. Gene Ontology annotation, biological process: transmembrane transport. The record is from RefSeq and is a predicted model, not a curated record.